Sphaerodactylus townsendi is the source of this 2627-nucleotide messenger RNA. It is a transcript of the gene MORN4, whose product is annotated as MORN repeat containing 4. The record is from RefSeq and is a predicted model, not a curated record. Bases 209 to 649 code for a protein of 146 amino acids. The transcript has 6 exons. Lineage: Eukaryota; Metazoa; Chordata; Lepidosauria; Squamata; Sphaerodactylidae.
GAGCGAAGAGGAGGAAAGAGGCGGUGGCCGAUGGGGGGAGAGUGGAGGGGUGUGAGGCUCAUGGUCGCUGCUGUGGCGCUUGAAAGCCAGUUCUCACAGAAGCAGUGCCAGUCAGGCAACAAGUAAAGUCUAUAGAAGCUACAAAACCUACAGUGACCUAUGGAAAACCUGUAGUUCCUGCUGUCCUGCCUUCCCGAAAGCUAGCACCAUGACCCUUACCAAAGGUUCCUUCACCUAUUCCAGCGGAGAGGAAUAUCGUGGGGAAUGGAAGGAAGGGCGUCGACAUGGUGUUGGGCAGUUGACAUUUGCUGAUGGCAGCGUUUACCUGGGACACUUUGAGAAUGGUCUCUUCAAUGGCUGUGGGGUGCUCACUUUUGCAGAUGGCUCCAGGUACGAAGGAGAGUUUGUCCAGGGAAAGUUCAAUGGUGUUGGAGUCUUCACUCGCUAUGACAACAUGACCUUUGAAGGAGAAUUCAAGAGUGGACGUGUUGAUGGCUUUGGGCUUCUAACUUUCCCUGAUGGCUCUCACGGAAUCCCCCGCAAUGAAGGCUUUUUUGAGAACAACAAGCUCUUGCGACGGGAGAAGUGCCAGGCAGUGGUUCAGCGUGCACAGAGCGCCUCCAAAUUGGCACAUGGCCUCACAGCAUGAUGGGGCAAAUUCUUAAGUAGCCCUACUUCUGGGUCUCUCCCAUGAAGCUGGGCUGGGAGGAAUGUGGAGUGUAGAAAUUACAGAGACAAAUACCAUCUCUUGAAGGUAGAUGAUCCCAACCCAGCUCUGCAUAGCUGGACAGCCUGCUUGGAUCACUCUCUUAAAACAGCUUGGCCGUCAUAGUGUGCUUUGUUGCCAAACUGCAGUUACAGAACCACCCUUGCAGACAAAGGGUCUGCCAGUCCUGAGGCAGUGACAUUCCCUUUGCUGAGAGCAUUCUCCAUAGAAGGUCUGCUAGUGCUAAAUUCUCACAGCCAUGAUGGGCAGUGAGGGUUGCUGAAUUUGUACCCUCUUGCCCCCUAGUAGGGCAGGAGUGACUUGUUAAUGUACACUAUGAGAAUGCAUAAGGUUAGUUUACAUCUUUCCUCAUUUUAAGACCAGUGCAGCUGGGAGGUUGUGACUUAGCUGGAUUGGCCUUUAGUGUCAGAGUUGGAACUUGCAUUUAGCAAAGCAUCUGUUCCCUUCCUAAGUCCUCUAGGUCUCACUUGCCUUCUGUCCUCCCCUUUUCUCCGCUCAUGAGGCUCAGUCUGUGUCAAAAACAAAGAAAUGCAAAAAGGAAAAUUGAUCUGUGAGUAGAAUUCUAGACCUGCUGAAAUGUGCCUUUCCCCCAACCUUUUAGAUCAGCAGAGGGAAGGAAGCUUGAGCUACAAUACCUGCCCUCAUUUUUAUCCAUCGUUCAGGCUCCAGAGUGAAUCUGGGACCCCUUUUCACUGUUUGCUGUAGGUUUCUUCUGGUUCUGUUGAUGUGAGUCCUUUUACAGUAUUUCAGUUUCUCCUUGGGUUAACAGCAGCCUUUCCUUAUGUUAAGUGAUUUGAUCUCAAGGCAGCAGAGGGAAGGCAUCCAUUUUGCCUCCAGAGCAGUUUCAUGGCAUCCGUGCACUGUAGUGUAACAUAGGCAGGGCUGUGUGUAUAGUGCACUUUUAAAAAAUGAAAAUCCUGGCCAAGAAAGUCCGUGUAUGGUAAACGGCAUUGAUUAUACAAAAUAACAAAUAUGCACAAAGCUGGUUAUUUUGCAUGUGCUGCUUUUAUACUCAUGAGAAAAAGCAAAUAAUUUGAUAGAAGGCUAGAGCCUGCCAGAGGUCUUAUGCACCCCUCCCAUCCCUCUUUCUCUGGCUUCUCAGAGUUUAUCAGGCAUUGUCCACUGGUAUUUUAGCUUGUUUUUGUAGCCUGAACAGUUGGAAUUUUGCUUUAACAGAGCCGAGAUUCUCCAAAAACUGAAUUCUGUAAUACAGUCACAGAACUAUGGCAUGUGCAUGGACCUGCACAUCCCCAACCUAGGUGAUCUCUAUCCCCAUUUUGCUCGUUGGGUCCAAAUUGAUUGUCAUUUCCAUAUAGGCAGUGUAAUUUUGAGCAGCAUGAAACCCUUCUAAGAUAAUCAUCCUGAGCUCCUUCCCCCCAAUCCUUAACAGCAUUUUGAUGGGUGAGAUAGGGAAAUAGUGGAGUCUAGCAGGACAAGUUACAUUAAUGUACAGUUUGGAGAUUGCAGUUCACCCCUAAAUCAUAAGGGCAAACUACGCUGUGGAAGUCUUCUAGUAGGAUCCUUCUUAGAGAUGCAGGCUGAAUGGAAAUGCAGGGCUGGGGUAAUAGCUGGGAUAAAUCAGUUGUGGGUGGACAGCAGGUAAGAUUGAAAGUGAAUAGCGGGCGGGGGGGGGGGGAGAGUUGGAAUUGAAUGGUCCUUGAAAAGCUACUCUGUUUCUGUGCAGCCACUUCAUGUUUGUGUGCACUAGAAUCAACCAUGGGAUUGUCUUGAGAGUGGGGGCGUCCUUAGCCAAGGACUGACCCGCAUGGUCCCUAAGUGCCAUGCUGGAGCCUGUGUGACCAGCCCACCUCCACACUGAAUGUCUGCAUGUCAAUGCCACCCUCGUGCCUUUCUGUCUCUGCCCAUGUAUGGGCGUUGGCCAAAUAAAGAGUUGCUGGAU